Messenger RNA from Penicillium canariense, 228 nucleotides. RefSeq lists its product as uncharacterized. The transcript is spliced from 2 exons. The coding region runs from base 1 to 228 and encodes 75 amino acids. Lineage: Eukaryota; Fungi; Ascomycota; Eurotiomycetes; Eurotiales; Aspergillaceae. The record is from RefSeq and is a predicted model, not a curated record.
AUGUCAGAUGAAACUGACUAUAAUGACUUGCUACGCAAGAUAUCAAACAGCCUCGAAAACGCCCUAGAGACGUUCGGCCCGUCCUCAAGACAGUACCGGGCCAUCCUCCAAAUCCUGAAAGAAUGCCUGCAGGAUAUCGAAAACAAGCAAAAAACACAAAUUCAGAAAAAAGUGGUUGAUGCCGAUAUGCUGAGUGCCGCCAUGAGCUUUUUGGAAAUCGGAGGAUAG